Messenger RNA from Manihot esculenta (cassava), 1925 nucleotides. Its product is annotated as pyruvate kinase 1, cytosolic. NCBI's taxonomy places the organism in Eukaryota, Viridiplantae, Streptophyta, Magnoliopsida, Malpighiales, Euphorbiaceae. Gene Ontology annotation, cellular component: cytoplasm. The record is from RefSeq and is a predicted model, not a curated record. Bases 104 to 1687 code for a protein of 527 amino acids. Gene Ontology annotation, molecular function: pyruvate kinase activity; magnesium ion binding; potassium ion binding. Gene Ontology annotation, biological process: glycolytic process. The transcript is spliced from 16 exons.
UCGCUGCUUCGCCCUCUGCGCUCUCUCUCCCUCCCCCUCUCUUUCUCUCUCUCUCUCCAAUUCUGUCGUCACCUCUGAUUUGAUCGGUAGAUUUUGGUCGAAAAUGAAUUCCCAUCAUUUGCUUCUUGAGGAGCCUAUAAGGAUGGCUUCAAUUCUCGAGCCAUCAAAAUCAACUUUCUUUGCUGCGAUGACAAAGAUUGUUGGGACACUUGGUCCAAAAUCGCGCACUGUUGAGAUCAUUUCUGGUUGUUUGAACGCAGGGAUGUCUGUGGCACGGUUUGACUUUUCAUGGGGUGAUGCUGAAUAUCAUCAAGAGACAAUAGAUAAUCUGAAAACAGCAGUCAAAAGCACCAAGAAGCUAUGUGCGGUUAUGCUUGAUACAGUGGGUCCAGAGUUGCAAGUAGUAAAUAAAACAGAGCAUCCAAUUUCCCUUCAGGCAGACACAUCUGUUGUCCUAACACCAGAUCAAGCCAAAGAAGCCACUUCAAAUCUGCUACCUAUUAAUUUUACUGGCCUAUCAAAGGCAGUGAAGAAGGGAGAUACUAUUUUUAUUGGUCAAUACUUGUUUACAGGAAGUGAAACUACUUCUGUGUGGCUCGAGGUCACUGAAGUAAAUGGUGAAGAUGUGGUUUGUCUUAUAAAGAAUUCUGCAACCUUGAGUGGGCCAUUGUACACUUUACAUGUUUCUCAAAUUCGUAUUGAGCAGCCUACCCUCACUGAUAAAGAUAAGGAGGUCAUUAGCACAUGGGGUGUACGAAACAAUAUAGACUUCCUCUCAUUGUCAUAUACUCGGCAUGCAGAAGAUGUUCGCCAAGCCCGAGAGUUUCUUUCUAAACUUGGAGACCUUUGUCAAACUCAAAUUUUUGCGAAAAUUGAGAACAUAGAGGGAUUGACUCAUUUUGAUGAAAUCCUUCAAGAAGCAGAUGGUAUCAUCCUUUCUCGUGGAAAUUUGGGUAUAGAUCUCCCACCAGAGAAGGUAUUUCUAUUUCAAAAAGCUGCUGUAUACAAGUGCAACAUGGCUGGAAAGCCUGCUGUGGUAACUCGUGUUGUCGACAGUAUGACUGACAAUUUGAGGCCUACUCGUGCUGAAGCAACUGAUGUUGCCAAUGCAGUUUUGGAUGGCAGCGAUGCAAUUCUUCUAGGUGCAGAGACCCUGCGGGGAUCGUACCCUAUUGAGACCAUUUCAAUCGUCGGAAGAAUUUGUGCUGAGGCGGAGAAAGUUUACAAUCAAGAUUUGUAUUUCAAGAAGACUGUAAAAUAUGUUGGAGAACCAAUGAGCCAUUUAGAAUCUAUUGCUUCUUCUGCGGUACGUGCUGCUAUCAAGGUGAAGGCUUCUGUCCUUAUAUGCUUCACUUCAACAGGAAGAGCUGCAAGGUUGAUCUCAAAGUAUAGGCCAACAAUGCCUGUGAUAUCUGUUGUUAUCCCUCGACUUAAGACAAAUCAACUACGUUGGACCUUCACUGGUGCUUUUGAGGCAAGGCAGUCACUAAUUGUAAGAGGACUUUUUCCCUUACUCGCAGAUCCUCGACAUCCAGCUGAAUCUACAAAUGCGACAAAUGAAUCAGUUCUGAAGGUUGCUUUAGAUCAUGGCAAGGCAAUUGGUGUUAUAAAGUCACAUGAUCGCGUUGUUGUUUGCCAGAAGGUUGGUGAUGCAUCAGUGGUAAAGAUCCUUGAGCUUGAAGAUUAAAAGCAAGCCUUUGCCGAAGUUGUGGGUAGGAAACCUGGAGAAUGUGUAUUCCUCGUUUUAUGGUACUAAAUAAUUGAACUAGUAGACAAGGGAAGAUUUCUCUUUGUUGUGCCUUAAUUGGUUGUAUGGAAGAUCAUUCUCAUGUCCUACAUGUUUGUUACAUAUUUAGCCAAUGAAAAGGACAUUUACAAGUACCAAUUGUGGUGCAAGGAAAUUACAUGUUCAAUAACUUGGAGUC